Molecule: messenger RNA, 565 nt
Organism: Durusdinium trenchii
Lineage: Eukaryota; Dinophyceae; Suessiales; Symbiodiniaceae
Source: the annotation of a GenBank genome assembly
GUACAUGAGCAGCGCCAGCCUUUCUCAAAAUCCCCAGCUGAUGCUGCCUCAUUCUCUCGCGGAGAAGAUUGAUUUCCCGAAUGGCUUGAAGCCUGCUGAGCGUAGAUGGUUGUCUGAUGAUGUGAUUAAGGAGUUUCGCAAAACAGCAAAGAUCACUGGUUCUGAACCAUGGAGACUUUUCGAGGCGCAGCAGUGGCUGCAGACUUUGCGCGACGAAAAUGAAAGCAAAGUCACAAAGCAGCCACCCCAGCUACAGAUGGUCUUGGAGCUGGGCGCGACUGCAGAUGUCGGCGAGUUGCCUGACUACUCUGAUUUGUUCAUUCCUGAUGACCCAGCGCCCCGGCGCGUGCAAGUGGCCCUACGAAAGGGUAUGAAGCGGCCGGCUGCAGCGCGUCCACCGCAUGUUUUGAAAAGGCCAUGCAUGCGACGACCUGCAGCCAGUGACCAUGAAGCGCCUGUACCUGAAGUUCAAGCGGAACCGGCUGAGUCUGAGGCUGUCUUGGACGGUGAUCAGGGUGAAGCGGCAGAAGAAGCUCCCGCCGCACCAGAGCGAGCAGCGGCUUGA